Messenger RNA from Dothidotthia symphoricarpi CBS 119687, 1133 nucleotides. RefSeq lists its product as uncharacterized. NCBI's taxonomy places the organism in Eukaryota, Fungi, Ascomycota, Dothideomycetes, Pleosporales, Dothidotthiaceae. The transcript is spliced from 4 exons. The record is from RefSeq and is a predicted model, not a curated record. Bases 1 to 1110 code for a protein of 369 amino acids.
AUGAUGAGCAAAACAGUGAUAAUUCAUCAUCUCUUUACUGGGUUAGCCCUGAUUACUAUGGCAUUGCGUCUUCUUUGCCGACAGAUUGUAUUUCACAAGUUCAACUUCGGCGAUUAUUGCACUAUGGUCGGCAUGCUAUGCGCGGCUGCACGCGGUGGUAUAAUCCAUGUUGUCCUAGUCUGGGGCACUAACAACAUGUCUUCCCAAGCUCGAGCCCAAAUCGAUUUCACCCCAGAAGAGAUCUAUCGAAGGACAAUUGGCAGUAAGCUCACCAUCGCGAACCGUCCAAUAUACAACUCAUAUCUCUGGUUGCAGAAGCUGGUUCUGUUACACUUUUUCGCUCGCAACUUUCAUCCUCAAGAUAGAAGCAGUCGCUACAUUCUCUGGUCGUAUGGCUUUGUGUUCCUGUCGACUUGGAUCGCUGCGCAGGUUGUCGGUUUCACCGAAUGCGAUCCGUUCAACCUCUAUUGGCAGGUCUCUCCUGCGCCUGGCAAAUGCGUUCAGGCACAGGUUCAGCUAGUAGUACUCGGAGUGUUGAAUAUUGUCACUGAUUCCAUGUUGCUGGUAUUGCCCUUGCCUACGCUCAUUUCCUUGCAAACACCAUGGCGUACCAAGAUACGGCUGUACAUUCUGUGUGCACUCGCUAUGUUCAUUAUUGCAAUCACGAUUAUUCGGCUCCCUAUAAAUGCCAUGAACGCAGCUGUGCAAGCGAAUCGAACGAUAUGGGCGAGUACGGAGCUUUUGACAGCGGCCAUAGUUGUCAACGCGCCCACACUUUAUGGUGCUAUCAAUCACUGGCGACAACGGUGGCAAAUCAAGGCCAAUGCGUCAAGGGCACGUCGAGAUGACUUUUCCAACACACGUACAGCGGAGAAUUCUGCAAGACUAAGAUUUACUCAUCCAAACGCAAUCUACGACGAUGUUGAUGAUGACGAUAAUGAGUUGAUGCUCCGCGCACCUGACAAGACCAGUGCGAGACAGGAAAGUACAACCCAACAGUACCUGAGCCAAGAAGGCAUAGUAAUGAAACCCCUCGAGGUAUCUUACUGUGAGCUGGGGAAACUGGACGCUACUAGAUCAAACGGGAAGGCCUUGUGCGAGAUCAUAUAGUCAGCAGUAUAACAAUGUUGUCG